AACGAUGAAGCUCAGCAGAGGUAAACUGGCGUAUGUGCGAGUCGCAGAAAUAUCGUUGGCCAUUUUCGCUGCGCUCAUUACUCCAGUGGCUGAGGCCCGCACGAUUUCCGCGUACUGCGGGUAUUACGAAUUCGGCCGCGGCUGCAGGAAUGUCAACAGGUGCCCCAAUAUGGAUCCCUUACGGUGCCGCCAACCCCCUACCACGUGCGAGCCUGUUCAUUCUGGAAUAGACGACGCUGAUAAGGAGGUAAUCCUCAGCGCCCACAACCGCUACAGGAGUCGAAUAGCAACCGGAAACUACUCCAAGUUGCCACAUGCUUCAAACAUGUUGGAAAUGGAAUGGGACGACGACCUAGCGAGAAUAGCGCAGGACGAUGCCAAUCUUUGCGUUGGUCAGUCAUCGAGCUCUUUUAGCACGAGGAACGGCAGAUUUCCUUGCAUCGGCCGCAGCAGUUGCUUGAUGCAAGCGGAUUUCGAAGACUAUCCUGAAUGGGAAAGAUGCAUACGAAGCAUGUUUGACGAGUAUCGGAGGAUUCCCAACUUGCGUUCAACUACGAAACUGACGACAAUGCAUGGAGUCGAAAGCUUCACCCAGCUGGCUUGGGCGACAACUUGGAAGGUUGGAUGUGGCUACACAGUAUACGCAUCCCGAUCGGCUUUCGACUCUUUUGACAAGCGCUACACCUGUGCCUAUGGCCCAGGUGGAAAUGUGCGAGGUGACGAAGUGUACAAAGUUGGUACAGCUUGCACCAACUGCCCGGAAGGUACUUGCUAUGGAGAAUCAUGUGAGGAGUACAACAUCGCUCCCUCCUACAAUGGAUUGUGCAAGGUGAUCGACGAUGGCCCGGCUUUUCCUUUGGACGACGAAGACAACCUGUUGUGGGGGUGCUUGUUCAACAAAGCCACUUCACGUUCAUGCACCUUCCAAAGUGAUCCGCGGGACGGUUGGAAGACGAAGACGUUUUUCGGAAUGGGCCACGCCGAAUCCGUGCUCGAGUCUGGCCAGAGUGCGGAGAUGACCUUCGAGCAGCCCAUCCAGUCCAGCAACGGCCGGCUGUGCGUCAAGGUCGAGUACAAUAAGGGUCCCAACGUCACUGGAACGACCGACCGCGGAGUGCUUGACCUUGUGGCGACACCUGUCGAUCGGCCUGACCGACAGACCGUUGUCAAUCUGUCCGGAGGAGCAAUAAACCUGAUGCGCACGAGCAUCACGCUCCGCUACAACGUUGGUGUAAAGAUAAGCUUCUCAUUCAUGGUGCCAAGAGGAAGCCCGGCCCAGUACGUCAACAUUUACAAGGUUCUCAUUUACGAGAAGGCUUGCUACGAGUGAUAUGAUAAACGUGCCGCAUGCCUCGAAUAAACAGUCUUGCGUUGUUA
Molecule: messenger RNA, 1377 nt
Organism: Rhipicephalus microplus (southern cattle tick)
Lineage: Eukaryota; Metazoa; Arthropoda; Arachnida; Ixodida; Ixodidae
Product: venom allergen 5
Source: RefSeq, a predicted model, not a curated record